Molecule: messenger RNA, 2502 nt
Organism: Cladophialophora psammophila CBS 110553
Lineage: Eukaryota; Fungi; Ascomycota; Eurotiomycetes; Chaetothyriales; Herpotrichiellaceae
Product: allantoicase
Exons: 4
Coding region: 1-2502 (833 amino acids)
Molecular function (GO): GTPase binding
Source: RefSeq, a predicted model, not a curated record
AUGGACGCUGGUGACCCAGUGACGCCCAGCGACGCCCAGUUCCUCCCGCAAUCUCCCUCUCAACAGACCCCUCGCAAGCUUCCAGAUGAUCUGCCGACGUCCCUAGAUGACCGCCGCUCCUUUCCCAGCUAUGGCGAGGAAACAGAGAUGUAUGAUGGAUGGCAAGGCAAGAAGCCCACAAAUUAUAUCACCGCUCCGACUCCCGCAAGAACCCUGACCUUCGAUCUGCAUCUGGAUACCCCGGCCUACGAUGACGAAGAAACCUUUGCCCGUAUUCAGGACAGUGACUCGCGCCUAAUGGAAAUGGUGGCAGCUCAGGCGCAUCACCGGGAAGAUGGUAGUCCUGGACAGGAUGAAGAUGCCAUCGCCACGGACGACAGCCUGUCGGACAGCGAGAAGAAAGAGAUUCUACAGAAGAGCCUUAAUAUGGCAGCAAGCAACGGAGACGUCGCCCGUAUUCAGAAGCUGGUUGGAGGUAGGGCCAAGCAAUAUGUCGACGUCAAUCAGCCAGAUGAGGAGGGUACAGUGCCGCUGAUAUAUGCUAGCUGUUUUGGACAUCAUGAAGUUGUGGCAGCGCUUCUCAACGCUGGAGCCAUCGUCGACAAACAAGAUCGAAAUCAGUGGAGCGCCUUGAUGUGGGCAAUGACAAAUCGCCACAAGCAAAUCGCCAAAAUGCUGCUUGAUCAUGGAGCCGACCCUGACAUCAGAUCUUCUUCUGGAGGCACCGCGCUUGACUUUGUCCAGCCUGGGUCCGACUUUUCUCAUUACCUGCAUGAGAAUGGCUAUCAUUUCGGAAUGUCAAGCUUGGGAGACGACUUCUACAACUCGGGCUUCUCCCAGGAUCGGUUCGAAGAAGAGAUGGCAGAGAACGAAAUGAAACGACGGAUGCUAAUGCAAGAAAGCGCGGCUAACCUGGAGGUCGAUUUGUCCACUCUGGGAUUCGACGAACAGCCAGAGUCACCCACUGAUCUUGAGGUCGACGAGGAAGAGUUUAUCUGGGACCGUUGCGUUGGUGACCAGAUGUUUGUCUUUCAGGCCGACAAGCUGGACGCCAUCUUUGACCUUAUCAUCACCAAUAUGACUCCGCAACGAUCUCCGUCGCAGAAGCCUAUACCAGCGAACCUGAUUUUCCUCAUGGCCCGAUAUGCCCACUAUCACAUGACGGCCUCUCUCCUAGACGAUGUUCUUACCAGAGCCAUGGAUCUCAUUAACGAUGUCAUCGAACGCUACCAAUGGGACAUGACCAUGCUCGCUUUCUGGAUUUCCAAUGCUACCCUGCUUCUACAUUAUCUGAAGAAGGACGCGGGCCUUGUGCAGGCCACAUCCAAGUAUCAGCUCGAACUUGCAGAGCUGAUCAAUGAGACCUUUAUCCUCAUCAUCCGAGAUGCGGAACGGAGAAUGAACAAGGUUCUGGACAUGGCGAUGUUGGAUCAUGAAACGAUACCUGGCCUGGAUGACAUUGCUUUCCAAGGAGAAUGGAAGGUCUUCAAAUCCAAGCCGAAAGCGCAGGAUGAGGCGCCGGAAAAGCGUUUUCGACCUCCCUCACCCAAGCGGCGGGCCCAGACAUCUCCACGCAACAUUACCUCGCUUCUGUCUUCGACCCUGUUUGUGCUUGACCUGUACGACGUUCAUUCAGUCAUCACAUCACAGAUCCUUUCGCAGCUGCUUUAUUGGAUUGGUGCAGAAUUAUUCAACCGGGUCAUGACUACAAAGAAGUACCUUUCGAGGACCAAGGCUAUGCAAAUUCGAAUGAAUGUGUCUGCCAUUGAGGACUGGGCGCGGACGAAUAAUCGACAACCGGAACAUUACGAGAACGGCUCCACAAUAUCGACUGGAGAGAGUACGGUUGACGCCGCACGGCGGCAUCUCGCACCCAUCAUCCAAUUGCUUCAAUGGUUGCAGUGUUUUAGUUCGCUGGGCGAGGAUCAUGAAUCUCUCGUUGGAACGCUAGUCCAGCUCCAACGCCUCACUCCUACACAGUUGAUCCAUGCCGUCAAGAAUUAUCGAGCAGAAGUCGGCGAAAAGAGUCUGUCCAAAACACAUAUGAAGUUCCUGACCCAAUUACAGAGAGGCGAACAGUCGUUGAUCAAGCGACCACUGACGCCCAUGGUCGAUGCGUCAGAGUCGGGGACGACGACACCCGCAAGGCGAAAUGGAACGUCAACGCCAGCAAACAAAGAUUCCAGCACACCCCACCACGUGUCGGCUCCUUCCAUAUCCUCGCCAGUCGAGCAGGACACGGACCCACCCAUGAACCGAAAUGCCUUGACACUGGAUCAGUCUCUGAUGCUACCGUUUUCGCUUCCGACCUCGACAGACAUGCUCAUCAGUUAUGGAGCGGGUAUUGGCGGCACAAACAGGGAGCGAGCGAGGAAAUAUAUACCUACCGUUCCAGCGGAAGUCCUUGGUAAGCUGAACCUGGACGGGGAUGGCCUCCAUCGAGAAGGGAGCAUCGGCACGAUUGGGACGACAGCUCAGGGCUGGCGAAGUAGUGCAUUUUGA